AUGGUGCUGAAGUGUCUUGAACAUUACCUGAUCCUUGAAAAGAAAAGUAACAUCAUGAACCGCCUGUGGAUGUCGCUGGCUCUUCUUCUCACGCUGUUGGCCCUGUCAAACGCAGCACCAGCGGAAAGAAUUCGAAGAAGUAGCAGCAGUAGCAGCAGCAGCGAGGACUGUGACGGGUGCGAUUGUGAUGGGGAUUGUGAUGGCGAUGGUGGUGGAGACUGUGGCGGUGAUUGCGGGGGAGAUGGUGAUGGCGGUGAUGGUGAUUGUGGCGGAGACUGUGGGGGCGAUGGGGGUGACGGUGGGGGUGAUGGUGGAGAUGGUGGUAGUGGUGGUGGCGAUGGCGAUGGCGAUGGGGAUUGCGGCGAUGGUGGCUGUAAUGGUGAUGGUGGUGACGGUGAUUGUGGUGGUGACGGCGGUGAUUGUGGUGGGGAUGGUGAUGGGGGUGGGGAUGGGGAUGGUGGCUGCGAUGGCGGUGACUGUGAUGGUGGUGAUGGUGAUGGCAGUGGUGGUAAUGGUGGCUGUGAUGGUGGCGACUGUGAUGGCGGAGGAUGUGAUGGAGGAGGAUGUGACAGCAGUGAUAGUGACAGCGAUAGUGACAGUGGAAGUGACAGCUGCGACAGUAGCUCUGAAGGGUGCGACAGUUCAGACUCCGAUUCCGACUCUGAUUCCGACUCUGAUUCUGAUUCCGGCUCGGACAGCAGCGAGGAAGGAGGAUGCGGUGGUGGUGGAGAUGGUGGUGGAAAUGGUGGCGGCGGAGAUGGUGGUGGAAAUGGUGGCGGAGGUGACUGUGGUGGUACCAAUGCGAUAUCCGUCGCAGCUCCAGACGUACAGGUAGUGGAAGUGGAAAAACCAGUGUAUAUCCCAGUACCGGUUCCUGGUGGUGAUGACGGCGACGAUGAUGGAGGAGAUGAUGACGGAGGUGAUGAUGGCGGUGAUGACGGUGGUGAUGAUGGAGGAGAUAAUGGCGGUGAUGACGGUGGUGAUGAUGGUGGCGAUUAUGGUGGUGAUGACUAUGGAGGGGAUGACGAUGGUGGUGAUGAUGGUGGUGACUACUACGGUGGAGAUGAUGGUGGAGACGAUGGUGGAGAUGAUGUUGGUGGAGAUGAUGAUGGUGGAGAUGAUGUUGGUGGAGAUGAUGAUGGUGGAGAUGAUGAUAAUGGCGGUGAUGACGAUGGUGAUGGAGGUGAUUGUAUUGCAUUGGGAGGUGGUCCUGGAUGUGGCGCAAUGCAAGCUGGUGAUCUUAACUCCCCAGAUGCUGUCAUGAGCUCACCCUGUUCUGAAUGUCCUCUCUUCAUCUCCCGUACUGAUGCCGUUUGCGGAUCAGAUGGAGUCACAUACGAUAACCUAUGCGAAUUACGCCAUGCUGCAUGCCAACUAGGAGACAAAUCAAUUCGAGUCGCCAGUGAAGGCAUUUGUGCAGCGAGUCUUGUUCAAGCUGUUGCUCCUUAAGACAAUAAACUCUGAUGAACAUGAUGUUUUGUGAUGGACGAUCCAAUCUGAGGACACAAAACUGAAGUAACUAGAAACUCCUUAAAGUUGGAUCCCGAUCUCUAAUGUUGGCGUGAAAACUUGGGCUGAUGACGUUGAAGAAAACCGAAGCUGUGUAUUACUUAAUCUUUAGUAUUUAAUCAUGCUUUAUUGUUAUUUAUGGUAAACUAUACCUCCUUUGUGUAUAUCAUCUAAUAUCAUAUCGUAUUGUAUUCUAAUUUUAUUUCAUUUAUGCAAAUUCUGAUACCUUUGAGUGUCGAGAGUACUUUUCAACUAUCACGUCUUGUGAUGCGAUACUUAAUUUACAAAUACAUUGCAUAAUAUUUGCUGUUUUAUAAGUGUUCGUCUAUGUGACAUUUUAUGUGAAAUACAUGUGCAAUAAUAAAAAUACAUGUACUUAUAACUAACC
Lytechinus pictus (painted urchin) is the source of this 1897-nucleotide messenger RNA. RefSeq lists its product as uncharacterized. The transcript has 5 exons. The record is from RefSeq and is a predicted model, not a curated record. NCBI's taxonomy places the organism in Eukaryota, Metazoa, Echinodermata, Echinoidea, Temnopleuroida, Toxopneustidae. Gene Ontology annotation, molecular function: collagen binding; calcium ion binding; extracellular matrix binding. Bases 1 to 1449 code for a protein of 482 amino acids. Gene Ontology annotation, biological process: anatomical structure development.